Messenger RNA from Pimephales promelas (fathead minnow), 4023 nucleotides. It is a transcript of the gene dsc2l, whose product is annotated as desmocollin 2 like. Gene Ontology annotation, cellular component: adherens junction; plasma membrane; catenin complex. Gene Ontology annotation, molecular function: calcium ion binding; cadherin binding; beta-catenin binding. Gene Ontology annotation, biological process: cell migration; cell-cell adhesion mediated by cadherin; cell-cell junction assembly. Lineage: Eukaryota; Metazoa; Chordata; Actinopteri; Cypriniformes; Leuciscidae. The record is from RefSeq and is a predicted model, not a curated record.
GAGUUUAAGCCUCCCAGCCAGAGCUUCCCAAGCUAAGGAAGUCAGAGCCAAAGCAGCAUAGUUUGACCUGUUUAGUGUACUCAAGACUACAAUUCAGCCCUAUUGAUACAUCAAGUGAGAGGCUGAGGCAAUGCCACACCCAUAAUAAAGACUUCAAUGACACGAGAGUCGUACCGCGCCCAGAGGACUUUAUCCGAGCUCGUCUGUAAGACACACUCAGUGUGGUGGAGUCCAGAGAAAUUCAACUACUGCAGAUCACAUACACACACACACACACAGCAGGAUGUAUGAGCGCGCGCUAUUCGCGGUCUGGCUGCUUACUUUGGUGCUGUUUCAGAGCGCCGAGUCUUGUGAGUUGAGGCCUGUGCUUGCUCAGGUUCCUAAGAGACUGCCCGCCGGUUAUGUCAUCUCUGAGGGCACGGAAGCAUUGACCCUCAAAGGCUGUGCGGUCAAACCCGUGGCCUUUACUUCCAGCGACCCUGACUUCGCUGUAAAUGCAGAUGGAACCAUUAUCACAGUUCGUGGUUUGGUGAUUACAACAAAACGGUUUUAUGUACUGGUGCAGGAUGAGAGCGGCUUGGAUUGGAGGGUAGACAUUAUGUUGUCCUGUAAAGAUGAGAAGUCCAGCAGUGUGGCUCACAAGCGCAUUAAGAGAAGAUGGAGACCGUUGCCUUUCUCUUUUAUUGAGAAUGAUAGCCCUCCAUUCCCAAAGGACCUGGAGAUGAUUGCAUCUGAUUCCUCUGUAAAUUACACAGUGUAUUAUCAGAUCAGUGGACAGGGAGUUACGACAGAUCCUGUGGGCCUAUUCCAGCUCGACGGGAAAAAUGGCAUGCUGAAGGUGACCAGGGCCGUUGACCGUGAGCAGUACCCACAAUUCAAAUUUAUAGCUCGUGCGUAUGACAUAAGUGGCAAAGAAGUUGAUGAAUUUCUGCCCAUCACUGUGAAUGUGGAGGAUAAGAAUGACAACGCCCCUGUGUUUAUUGGAGGUCGCUUAUUCUCUGUAGAAGAACGGUGCAGGGCAGGUACUUUUAUAGGACAAGUGAAUGCCACAGAUAAAGAUUUGGCAAACACCAAACACACCUUGAUCAAGUUUACUCUGCUCAAUGCUACUGACAUGUUCUCCAUUGACCCUUUUACUGGAACAUUGACUGCUAAAACCAACAAUUUAAACAGAGAGGCUCAGGACAAAGUCUAUGUUAACAUAGAGAUCAGAGAUAUGGGCGGCGAGCCUGCUGGGCUCUUCAACACAGGAACAAUUGUGAUUACUCUCACAGACGUUAAUGAUAACCCUCCUGCCUUUAAAGAGAAGUUGUACAAAGCCAACGUCAAGGAGAACCAAGAAAAUGUGCUAGUUACUAGGAUCACAGUGGAAGACAAGGAUUUGGUGAACACCCCCAACUGGACGGCCCUCUUUGAGGUCACCAAAGGAAAUGAGAGUGGACAAUUCAGGAUGGAGACGGAUCCCCAAACCAAUGAGGGGCUUCUGUAUGUCAUAAAGGGAUUGGAUUUUGAAAAAACUCCAGUGGUGAAGCUGGAAAUAACUGCCCGUAAUCCGGUUCCACUGGUUGGGACUAAUGCCACCUGGCUCUCUGUGCCAUUAGAGCUUAGUGUGGGAGAUGAAGAUGAAGGACCAGAGUUCAACCCUGACAUUCUAUAUCUUAAAGUCAAGGAGAACGUUCCCAAUGGAACCGUCAUUGGAACCUAUAAAGCUCUGGACCCAGAGACCAAGAACAGCAAUGGAAUAAAGUACUAUAAGUUGACUGACCCAGGUAACUGGAUCACUGUGGUGGAGAGCACUGGAGAACUGAGAACAGCCAACACUAUAGACCGAGAAUCACCAUUGGUCCACCAGGACAAGUACAACAUAACCAUCAGAGCAGUGGAUGAGAGUAAGAAGACAGGAAGGGGGAUGGUUAUAAUCCUGAUCCAAGACGAGAACGACAACAUUCCUGCGAUUCCGGGCACUGACAUGGUCAUCUGUAGUAAAGGUGAUGCGGUGAGCUCAGUUCUGGUUGAAGCUGUGGAUCUCGACAAGCCACCGUUCUCCACUCCCUUCAUUUUCGAAUUUGGAGCAGAGCAUGAUGGGAAGUGGAAACUAAAGGAUACAACAGAUUCCUCCGUGGUGCUGGAACAGGUAGUGCCCUUGCCAAACGAUCUCUACUCUGUCCCACUCUUGGUGAAGGAUCUGCAGGGAUUCGGAAAAGAGCAGACCGUGAAUGUGCGAGUGUGCUCCUGUGAGAGGGAGGAAAAUGGAGUGGGGUUAUGUGGGGCUCGAAGUGCCUCUACCUCUUUGGGCAGUUUGGGCAUCCUUGCCUUAGUGCUGUCUAGCCUGCUGUUGCUACUGUUAUGUCUGUUACUUAUCUUCAUAUGCAGUACUAAGAGAGACAAGCUGUACAUCAAUGAUGAUACUGGAACAGGAGGAAUGCUGCUGAAAUCCAACACUGAGGCUCCUGGUGAAGAAGUGAAGGAUGGAGCUUUGAUGAUAAUUCCUGGGACAGAUGCAAUGGACGGGUCGCUCCAGAGUGGCGCCAUGGUCACUAAAAACGUGACUUCAUCCGCAGGAAAUAUCGGGCAGCAGUUUUUCCAGGGAGGCGGCGUGUACAACACCACCACUCAAGAUUUUGGGAAAGAAAAUUACUACACAUCCGGACGGUAUAACAGCCUGUAUGGGAACGCCGGAAAUUUCCAGAAAUUCUCAAAUACGAGUGCUCUCGACACAUGGAAUACUAAUGGCCGCUACUUGGAAAGAAAACUGUCUUACUUUGGAGGGGAGGAGGACGGGAGGUACGCGGACGACCUUCUGAAGACUUAUGGUAAUGAGGGGGCGGGCUCUCCUGCAGGCUCUGUAGGAUGUUGUAGCAACUUGGGUGAACCGGAAUCACUGGACUUUUUGAGCACUCUCGGCCCCAAAUUCAGACCACUGGCUGACGUCUGCUACACAACAAAAUAAAAGCGGAAACUAAAACAAGAGAUGACUGAGAUGAGAGAGAGAGCUGUAUGCUGUUUGCAAGGAGCCGUCGAAGCAGACUGCAAAAAAAUCAUGGUCUUAACCUGUAUUUUUAUCUCAUUUCCCUGUAAAAUAAAUAUGUAAACAUACUCAAAACAAGAUGACUUUUACUUGAGAAACAACAUUUUCUAAGAACAUUUUUUGAAUGUCUAAAUGCCAUUAAAUAUGAGUAUGAAAAAAAUGUGUUUGACUCCAUAAGAUAUAUUCUCUAGAAUAAGUCUAUUUUUAGAGAAUUUUGCUACUCAAGUACAUUUGUUUUGAGUAUUGGUUAUUUUUUUUACUGGAAUUUUUUUUUUUUUUUAGAAAAUUACCAUCUCAGUGCAUGUAUUUCUGCUGGAUUAAUUGGUGUGUCUGUAAAGUUGUUGUGUGUGUGAAUGAUGCAAAUAAGCUUUUCUAUAAUUGUUUGCUACAUUUUGCUCUGCUUUGCAAUCUUCUUCCUCAGAGAUCUGAGGGACAGUUUAAAUAUUAGUAUACAGAAAGAGACGUUAUUGUCUACCUGAUAAAUUGCAAUUCUCAGCCGUGUGAAGUAUUACCUGAGUAUAUUUACAAGACCAUGAUGAAGUGUGCACAUAAACAUUUUUUUGGGCAACGUAUGGAAUUUUAAGCGCUCUUCAGCCCCAAAAGCACUGACAACUGACAUCAUCUCUGGACGCUAAACUCAUCCUUAGGCCAUAAUGUAUUACUGGAGUUUUUGUGUUAUUUUUUUACAUCUUGCUUAGGCAAUUAUUUUGAAUUUCAAAGAAAAGAAACCAAAUAUGUUGUAUGUAAGUCACUUUAUACUUUGAAUGAAGAUGUAAUUGGUAAAAAAAGAAGAAAAAAAAACGCCUAGAAGUACCUUCUUUUUUUUAGCUCUUUGAAAUUUCAGUUUUGUCCUGACAGCACAUUAAGUUUUUUUUUUUUUUUUUUUUUUUGUAUUUGUGGUAAACAACAUAUGUAUUUAGAGGGUUGUUCUGAUUGUAGAUUUAUUAAAGGGAUGUUCUUUGUAAAUAUUUGAAUAAAAUUCAUUACAGACAUUU